AUGCUAUCAAGAUUACGGAGAAGGAACUCUUCAGACAGUGAUGUCACGAUUUCCGGUCGAGAUGCCGGAUCUCAGAGGACCAAAUCCAGACGUCCCCCCAACACAGCUUUCAGACAACAGAGACUAAAGGCGUGGCAGCCGAUACUCGCUCCGCGUACAGUUUUGCCGCUUUUGUGCUUGAUUUUCUUGAUAUGUGGGCCAAUAGGUGCCGGAUUCAUGUACACCACAUACGGUGUUGAAGUGGUGGAGGUGAACUACUCCAAGUGUGAAUCCAUAGCCAGUUCGGAUUCCUUCACUGAUAUCCCUUCGAAAUACUACUCCAAUCACUUCAAAAAGUCCAUUUCCACGAAACCUAGCUGGAAACUAAAGACUGACGACGACACCACAACAUGCCAGGUGAGAUUCCAGAUCCCAAACGACAUAUCUCCUCCUUUGUUCCUGUAUUAUAAGCUGACGGAUUUCUACCAGAACCACCGCAAAUACGUGUCUUCUUAUGAUUGGAAUCAAUUGAAGGGAGAAGCUGUUGAAUACGAUGAUCUGGAUUCAGACUGCAAGCCUUUGCGAUACAGAGAUGACAAAGUGGUGUAUCCAUGUGGACUGGUUGCGAACUCCCUUUUCAACGAUACUUUCUCGUCGCUGCAAAGCGUUGAUGGUGACGACACCUACGAGAUGAGCCAGAAGGGAAUUGCGUGGAAUUCGGACAUACACAAGUACAAAAAGACACACUAUAACGCCAGUUCGAUCGUACCCCCAGAGAAUUGGGCCAAGAAGUACCCGGACGGAUACACCGAUGACAACAUCCCCGACCUGUCCCAGGACGAAUUGUUUAUGAAUUGGAUGAGGACUGCUGCGUUGCCAAAUUUUAUGAAGUUGGCUGGCAAAAACACCUCUUCAACGCUGCAAUCAGGAACCUACCAGGUGGACAUAGAGCUGAACUACCCGGUGACCAUCUUUGGUGGCACCAAGUCGUUCGUGAUAUCCACGAGCAGUGUUCUGGGUGGAAGACAUAUAAGUUUGGCGGUGUGUUAUUUGAUUGUGGCUGGCAUUUCGCUGUUCUUUCUGAUAGCCUUCUUCCUCAAACAGGUGUUGAGCAAGCGGAAGAUCGACACGCAUCGGUAUUUGUUGACUGAGGAGAGGCGUGAGGCGUUAUAG
Messenger RNA from Kuraishia capsulata CBS 1993, 1152 nucleotides. RefSeq lists its product as uncharacterized. The record is from RefSeq and is a predicted model, not a curated record. Gene Ontology annotation, cellular component: Golgi apparatus; endoplasmic reticulum; plasma membrane. Bases 1 to 1152 code for a protein of 383 amino acids. NCBI's taxonomy places the organism in Eukaryota, Fungi, Ascomycota, Pichiomycetes, Pichiales, Pichiaceae. The transcript has a single exon.